AUUCACAAUAUAGCAUAUCUAAAGGGAGGAGGGUCGUGAAAGUCUAUGGGCCUUACUAAAAGGUCAAGUCUUCAAUCAAAUUUUAAUCAAACUGGUCCCAUUCCCAUAUCACAUUCACAUAUCACCCCUGUUUCUCAUGGAACCAAAGGGCUAAAAAAAAAACCAAAAAAAAAAAAAAAAAUCCCCCAAUUCACCAAAGAGGUGCCCACCAAAAGCAGACAUGGCAGAGAGCAAGCCGGCUGAAAUCAAGGACUUCCAAAUUAUCAUUGCCAACAAAGAAGAUGCCAAUAAUAAUACGAAGAAGCAGCAAUUAGCCCCCAAGAGGAGCUCCAACAAGGAUAGGCACAAGAAAGUUGAUGGCAGAGGAAGGAGGAUAAGGAUGCCAGCUCUUUGUGCUGCCAGGGUCUUUCAGUUGACCAGAGAAUUGGGUCACAAAUCCGAUGGAGAAACAAUCCAGUGGUUGUUACAGCAAGCCGAGCCGUCGAUUAUUGCGGCCACCGGAACCGGGACAAUCCCGGCCUCCGCUCUGGCGGCUGCAGGGUCCUCUGUUUCUGAACAGGGGAACUCUGUUUCCUCUGCUUUGCAUACAAGGAUGGAAGAUUUAGGGAGGGCUAAUUGGGCAGUCAUGAGUGGGAAUUUGGGUAGAUCUCAUGGGAUUUGGCCUGGAAUUGGUGGAUUUGGGUCGGGGUUUUUUCCGAAUUCCGGUCAGUCAACGACGAGUUUCGGAGGUGAAAACGCCAACAUGUUGUUGCCUAAGUUUGGAUUCCACGGCUUUGACUUCCCUCCUGGUGUGAACUUGGGUGCAGUGAGUUUCAACACAGUCAUAGGUGGAGGAAACCAACAAGUUCCGGGGUUGGAGCUUGGCCUUUCGCAAGACGGCCAUAUUCGGGUUUUAAAUUCGCAGACUUUGGCUCAGCUUCAGCAGCAACAGCAGCAGAUGGGGCAAAGAUCUAGUGGUGGUGAUGGUGGUGGAGACUCCUUGGUUCCGAGGCAUCGGUCUCCCGAGAAAGACGAUUCUCAAAGUAGAUGAUGAGGAAAAGAAGAUCAUAUCAUGGUUUCUAGUUCUUGUAUAGAUUAGAAUUGGGACUUGCAGGGUUGAUUAAGUUCAUCUCCUUUAGGUUCUUUUACUCGUGUUUUCUCUCCAACACAAACAGACGAGUGUUGUAGUUUAUGUCAAAGUUUUUUUUUUUUUUUUUUUUUUUUUUUUCAAGUGUUGAGUUUAGUAGAGAAAGUAGUUGAGAGUUUGGAUUGGAUUUUUUGUUUCUUAUUCGUUUUUUGAGGAGUGUAAUUGUAGCUAAAUGACUUUAAUUGCUGUGAUAGCCAAUUUGCCUCUCUUUUUGCUCAUCUUAGUGGACCUUAUUUAGUUUAAAAUAUCAACUAGGGUGUAUUAUAAUCAGAUACUUUGUACUAGAGAAAUAUAUUAUCCUAUCAAAACAAGGAG
This is a messenger RNA of Morus notabilis, 1441 nucleotides long. RefSeq names its product transcription factor TCP20. Lineage: Eukaryota; Viridiplantae; Streptophyta; Magnoliopsida; Rosales; Moraceae. Gene Ontology annotation, cellular component: nucleus. The coding region runs from base 221 to 1030 and encodes 269 amino acids. The record is from RefSeq and is a predicted model, not a curated record. Gene Ontology annotation, molecular function: sequence-specific DNA binding; DNA-binding transcription factor activity. The transcript has a single exon.